AUGGCGACGAAGAUUGAGAUUCAGGACCUUCUCCGCUUCCUUACUCUGGAUGCAAAAGUGCCCUUGCCUUCAGCCAUGAGUAAAGUGAAGGAUUUGCAAACAGUCAAUCUGACCAGUGCCACGAGACUUUCCACAAACCGCGCUCCACUUGUCUUAGCUUUCGUUGUCAUUCUACUCAAAUACACUAUGCCAUCGCAGCCCCUCUCAUCUCGCCUCAGCCUUGCUCAAGCGGUCGUGAGCGUGAACAGUAGAAGCAAAGCCGUCAACAUUGGACUCGUGGAGAAAGGCACCGGAGCGGAAGAAGAAGGCUGGGGACUUGGUCAACCAGUAGUGAAGAUAAUGGGUAGGGAGAUAAAAAUCAUGAGGCGCCAUGGGUACGAUCCACAUGAAGGAGCCGCAGUAAAAGCUGAGAACCAGGAGGGUGGAAAUAUCAAAGAGGAAGAGUCUUUAGAUACUGAGUCGACUCUGAAACACGACAAUGAAAGUUUAGAUGAAGAGCCGGCGCUCUGGGGCCUCGACCUCGAAGCGCUUCGUUCAGGAAAUGGACCGCUAUUUCCCACAACCCAGCAGCAGGCAGGCGGUUUAGGCUUACCGGUCUAUAGUGCACAAAAUGCUCGUGCAUAUAUUAUGAAGUCAUUCGCAUCGUUGGAGACAGAAGAGACUCAGAGCUCCUCAUCUAAAAAAGCUUCAGCUUCGGCACAGAGGCUUCAAAAGGAGGAAAAUCUAGCACGCCUUCUUAGGGCUCUGGAUCUGCUAUACCAAUCCUGGGCCCAUAUCCUGUCCAAGGACGAUCUCGACAAGAGAGCUUGGUCUUGGUAUGUAGCCGUUCGACCUGAUGUCAAAGAGGGUGUGGCAGGAUGGGGUGGAAAAGGAGAGGUGCACCUACAGAAGAUACUUGAUAUGAGACGGAAGGGCUAG
Molecule: messenger RNA, 918 nt
Organism: Bacidia gigantensis
Lineage: Eukaryota; Fungi; Ascomycota; Lecanoromycetes; Lecanorales; Ramalinaceae
Exons: 2
Coding region: 1-918 (305 amino acids)
Source: RefSeq, a predicted model, not a curated record